Molecule: messenger RNA, 3489 nt
Organism: Pseudophryne corroboree (corroboree frog)
Lineage: Eukaryota; Metazoa; Chordata; Amphibia; Anura; Myobatrachidae
Product: zinc finger protein 271-like
Exons: 7
Coding region: 142-2958 (938 amino acids)
Biological process (GO): regulation of transcription by RNA polymerase II
Molecular function (GO): RNA polymerase II cis-regulatory region sequence-specific DNA binding; DNA-binding transcription factor activity
Source: RefSeq, a predicted model, not a curated record
GAGGACGGGGCUGUGGCCUGUGACAAUACUUCCAAACUUAGCGUUCCACAUACAGUGUCCGUGGAGAUCAGGAACUCCAGCUGUCGGGAACAGAGUUUUUACUACACAUCACACGUUCUGUAUUCUCUCUGAUUCACAAGGAUGGACAAGGACAGGAGUCACAGGACUGAGAGUAUAAUAAAUAUCACCCUGGAGAUCAUCUACCUGCUGACUGGGGAGGAUUACACAAUAGUGAAGAAGACAUCCAAUGAGUAUGAGACACCCAGCAGCCAUCUCCGUGUAUCAGGAAGACUGAGUAGAACCCAGAGCCCCAUCACGGUGCCUCCACCUCACUCACUGACACAUGAGAGACACAAUGAUCAGAAGAUCCUGGAACUCACCAACAAGAUCAUUCAGUUGCUGACUGGAGAUGUGACUGCUGGGAAUGGGGCAUUAUACAGUAACCCCGGGGGACGUGUCUGGGUGAUGACUGGAGAGGAGGGGGAGUAUAUAGAGGAACACGGGGGUCUGUACGAGGACGUGAUGAUGGAUAAUCACCGGCCCCUCACAUCACUUGAUGGGCCCAGUAACAGAGAUACCCCUGAGAGAUGUCCCCGUCCUCUGUAUUCCCAGGAUUGCACAGAGGAGAAUCACAGGAUUCCACAGGAGGAUCAGGUAGAACGUCUGUCUAAUACUAAAAUACCAGAUAUAGAGGGAGAAGAAGAGACGUAUGUGACUGAUAUAAAGGCAGAAGAUAUAGAGGGAGAAGAAGAGACGUAUGUGACUGAUAUAAAGGCAGAAGAUAUAGAGGGAGAAGAAGAGACGUAUGUGACUGAUAUAGAGGCAGAAGAUAUAGAGGGAGAAGAAGAGACGUAUGUGACUGAUAUGAAGGCAGAAGAUAUAGAGGGAGAAGAAGAGACGUAUGUGACUGAUAUAAAGGCAGAAGAUAUAGAGGGAGAAGAAGAGACGUAUGUGACUGAUAUGAAGGCAGAAGAUACAGAGGGAGAAGAAGAGACGUAUGUGAGGGGUGAUCAGCAGUGUAAGGAGGAGGAGAUCCCUACAGAUAUCAGCACAGCAGAUGGACACACAAGCAGGAAUAUCUCAGAAGGACAUCUAUUGUUAUCCCCGGAUUGUGACAUAAAAGAUGACAGUAGACAGGAUUCUCCAGCAUUUAACCCCAUUACCCCAAUUAUAUAUCCAGCUCUAUCAACUGAUCCCCCUGAUCCUGGGAAAUGUUCUCCUGAUCACUCUGAUAUUGGUGCAUCUGUUACAGCUUUGAGAGUAGAUACAGUGUUUCCCUGGUCUAUAGAUACCAAAUGUUUUACACAGAACACAAACCUUAUUACUCAUCAGCCAGCUAAGGCAGGUGAGAGGCCAUUUCCAUGUUCUGAGUGUGGGAAAUGUUUUACAUAUAAAUCAAAUCUUGUUACACAUAAGAGAAGUCACACAGGUGAGAAGCCGUAUUCCUGCUCUGAGUGUGGGAAAUGUUUUGCAUUGAAAUCAAAUCUUAUUAAACAUCAGAGAAGUCACACAGGUGAGAAACCGUAUUCCUGUUCUGAGUGUAGGAAAUGUUUUGCACGGAAAUCAACUCUUGUUACACAUCAGAAAAGUCACACAGGUGAGAAGCCGUAUUCCUGUUCUGAGUGUGGAAAAUGUUUUGCAUCGAAAUCAUAUCUUGUUACACAUCAGAGUAGUCACACAGAUGAGAAGCCAUAUUCCUGUUCUGAGUGUGGGAAAUGUUUCACAAAGAAAUCAGCCCUUGUUACACAUCAGAGAAGUCACACAGGUGAGAGGCCAUAUUCCUGUUCUGAGUGUGGGAAAUGUUUUACACAGAAAUCAGAUCUUGUUACACAUAAGAGAAGUCACACAGGUGAGAAGCCGUAUUCCUGCUCUGAGUGUGGGAAAUGUUUUGCAUCGAAAUCAAAUCUUAUUAAACAUCAGAGAAGUCACACAGGUGAGAAACCGUAUUCCUGUUCUGAGUGUAGGAAAUGUUUUUUAUCUAAAUCAAAUCUUGUUAAACAUCAGAGAAGUCACACAGGUGAGAAACCGUAUUCCUGUUCUGAGUGUAGGAAAUGUUUUACACAGAAAUCAGAUCUUGUUACACAUAAGAGAAGUCACACAGGUGAGAAGCCGUAUUCCUGCUCUGAGUGUGGGAAAUGUUUUUUAUCUAAAUCAAAUUUUGUUAUACAUCAGAGAAGUCACACAGGUGAGAAGCCGUAUUCCUGCUCUGAGUGUGGGAAAUGUUUUGCAUCGAAAUCAAAUCUUAUUAAACAUCAGAGAAGUCACACAGGUGAGAAACCGUAUUCCUGUUCUGAGUGUAGGAAAUGUUUUUUAUCUAAAUCAAAUCUUGUUAAACAUCAGAGAAGUCACACAGGUGAGAAACCGUAUUCCUGUUCUGAGUGUAGGAAAUGUUUUGCACGGAAAUCAGAUCUUGUUACACAUCAGAGAAGUCACACAGGUGAGAAGCCGUAUUCCUGUUCUGAGUGUGGGAAAUGUUUUUUAUCUAAAUCAAAUCUUGUUAUACAUCAGAGAAGUCACACAGGUGAGAAGCCAUAUUCCUGUUCUGAGUGUGGGAAAUGUUUCUCACAGACAUCAGCUCUUGUUACACAUCAGAGAAGUCACACAGGUGAGAAGCCAUUUUCCUGCUCUGAGUGUGGGAAAUGUUUUGCACAGAGAUCACAUUUUGUUACUCAUCAGCAUGCUCACACAGGUGAGAGGCCAUUUUCCUGUUCUGAGUGUGAGAAAUGUUUCGCAUAUAAAUCAGCUCUUGUUACACAUCAGAGAAGUCACACAGGUGAGAGGCCGUAUUCCUGUUCUGAGUGUGGGAAAUGUUUCACACAGAAAUCACAUCUUGUUACACAUCAGAGGAGUCACACAGAUGAGAAGCCAUUUUCAUGCUGUGAGAGAAAUAAAUCCGCUCUUGUUGAACAUAUUAGACAUUACCCAAGCACGGAACCAUUUAAAUCUUCUGGAGUAUAAUUAUCACUGCCAUGCAAUGUUCCUCAAGGGUCAAUCCUAUCUCCUAUGCUUUAUGCAAUAUACAGUCUGGUCCAUAUAUAUUGGGACAUCGACACAAUUCUCAUAUUUUGGGCUCUAUACACCACCACAAUGGAUUUGAAAUGAAACAAACAAGAUGUGCUUUAAAUGCAGACUUUCCGCUUUAAUUUGAGAGUAUUUACAUCUAAAUCAAGUGAACGGUGUAGGAAUUAAAAACGGUUUUUAUAUGUGCCUCCCACUUUUUAAGGGACCAAAAGUAAUGGUACAGACUAAACAAUCCUAAAUCAAACUUUGUUGCAAAUCCUUUUGUCAGUUACAGCCUGAAGUCUGGAACGCAUAGACAUCACCAGAUGCUGGGUUUCAUCCCUGGUGAUGCUCUGCCAGGCCUCUACUGCAAAUGUCUUCAGUUCCUACUUGUUCUUGGGGCAUUUUCCCUUCAGUUUUGUCUUCAUCAAGUGAAAUGCAUGCUCAAUCGGAUUCAGGUCAGGUGAUUGAAUUGGCCAUUGCAUAACA